CUAUCCGAAGCCGAAUUUUCCGAUAUGAAAUCAGGGUCUAGUUUGUUGACGACACAGCGAUUCAGUUAUAUGGGAAUGGGCAAGUGGGAUACGGAGUUGCAUCGUCUACCAUGCACAAUAAUCGCUUCAGAAUUGACUCCAACACUCUCCGGCACAUCUACUAAGCGUAAGAUGAGAAGAAAUACUGUAUCACUAGAAUUGGCGUUGCUGUUGCAUCCAAGUGCGCCACAUUCAAGUGAGCAAUGCGAUGCGAUGAUACUUGAUUUGAAGCAAAGUCUACUAUUAGCUCAAAACGAUGAGCCUUGUGGGUUUGGUCGAUCCAAUAGGGCAAUUGUAUCCGCCCCGCUUGCUUCACCCCCGGGGUCUAGAUACUCGGAUUUCUUCUCCUUGAUUCUCGCAAGGAGCAGAACGCGACUACUGCCGUCAAUACUUGUAUCGAUAGAGAGCAAAUCCAAUGAGAAUAAGGACUACUGCUCCGGCUGUGGCCCCGAUAAUAAUACCAGCUCCAGAAACAAGUUAGAGAUAUGUCGUAAAGCCGAAAAUAGGCCCACUUACACAACGGGUGGGUGCUCUAAGGAAGAGGUUACGGGUCCGACACCUACUUCACCACUUCCACUUCUUGUGGGAGGGCGUGUUCCUGGGACCAAAGAGACAGAAGGCAAACCGUCGAUUAAAGAGG
Molecule: messenger RNA, 679 nt
Organism: Acaulospora colombiana
Lineage: Eukaryota; Fungi; Glomeromycota; Glomeromycetes; Diversisporales; Acaulosporaceae
Source: the annotation of a GenBank genome assembly